Molecule: messenger RNA, 4487 nt
Organism: Closterium sp. NIES-67
Lineage: Eukaryota; Viridiplantae; Streptophyta; Zygnematophyceae; Desmidiales; Closteriaceae
Source: the annotation of a GenBank genome assembly
CAACGACAACCCGUCCCGUCAUCACCCCAGCGUGCCCUAGCUGCGUCGUCCUCUCCCGGCCAAUGUCCCUCGCAAGCGCCACACAGCCCGUUUCAUCCGCUGCACCUCUCUGCACUCUGCCACCACCACGUCUUACCACACCAAUUCCCGUGGGGCAAAUCUCGUCCGUGCACCAAAUGCAGCUAUGUUCUUCACGAGGCCCUCGCAACUGGCUGUCACGCCUGCCUGUAGAAUUCGCCUGAUUUACCCUAAGCGCAACUGGAUAGAUCAACCUUCUCACACAUUUGCGUUUGCGCAAACCCACCCAACGUGCCCUUCGUUCCUCGUGAGCCUCUAAACUGUCGUCUUUUUUUCUCAGUGCGUCGUUAGGACGCGAUUCUCUAGAGCCAGUUCGCCGAGCCCCUCACUCCAGUAGUUGGAGCGAGCCACUACACGGUCGCGCCAUACGUACCGGUAUUUCCGCGCCCACACGAGCCGCCACCAGAGCGCAUAGCCAUGCAGCACACCGCGAUGGUCGCUGCAGUCAGCCCACAGCGUUCCGCCGCAAGUGCGGCCCCUCCCCAACCGCCGCUCCGCGAUCCCGGCAAGGCCAAGGAAGCGGACUGCGAUCCACCUCCCGCGGAGCAGCACCGCGCGCACGCCCAGCAGCGCGCACAAUCGCACUACCGCGACGCCCCCCACCCGCCACACCCGGUGCCGCGCGCAUCGCAGCCGCCGUCAAUAAGCCCACUCCGCCCGCCGCGCCCGCGCCACCAUUGGCGAUCCGCGUCGGUGAGUGCGGCGGAAGGGAUCGCCGCAGGGGCGGAAGGAGCCGACCCCAGCGACCACGACGCCAUGCGCGCGGACGACGGCGACGGCGUCGCCGUCACGUGCUUCGGCGCCCCCGGCGCCCGCGGACUCCCGUGGCUCGGCGGAAAGGCGCCCGCCGCGGCGCUGGCGCCGUCUUCCUCGUCGCGAUGGCGGCGGCUGCAGGAGCAAUGGCGGAACGGGGAGGGGCAGGGGGAGGGGCAGGGGGAGGGGGAGACCGGGGAGGCGGAGGAUGAUGAUGAGGGUUCGGAGGCGGGGCGGGAGCAUGCCCCAGCGAGCGCUGCGAGCAGCAGGGGUGGCGUGGGUGCGGGCAGAGACGUGAGUGGCGCGGAGGUUGGCGGCGCUGAUGGGGGGGGAGGAGCGGCCCCUGGGAAGAGGGCCGGGCUGAGGGGCAGAGCCGGACCAUGGGGCUUCCGCUCCUUGUCAGCAGCGGCCGCCACCACGCCAUCCACUUCCGAACCUGAUUCAGACGACGCUGAUUCCGACGCCGGGGCUGUGGCGGAGGAGGGGGGGUUGGGGAAGAGGCGCAGUGCGGUGAUGGCGAUGGUGCGAUCCCUGUCCUCCUCCCGCUCGCGCCUACCUUCCGAUUCCGCUGCGCCGCCCCCUCCCUCCUCGCCCCCAUCCUCCUCCGCGUCGUCCAGCGUAUCUCGGGAUGCCCCGCGCCUGCCGUAUCUCUUCUCUCUCGUCAAGCGCCCCUCCUUCGGCCGUGCCACCACAGGCUAUGCUGCUGCCAGCAGCGACAGCAGCAGCGGGGAAGGCGGUAGCAGUGGCAGCGGGGAUGUGGGUGCUGCUGGGUUGCAUGGGGGUCAGCAGAGCACGGCAAGCAGUGCAGGGGGGGGCGAGGGGGAGGAGGCGGUCGCACCUGGUAGCACACACGAAACUCUCCCACAGCCUCACGGCAGCCGCACCACUGCCGCCAUUGCCGCCACUGCCGCUGAAGAGCGUUGCGAGGGGAAGUCGUUUAGUGGGGAGGUGACGCGCCCAGCAGCCUUGCUGCGCAUGCCCAAAUCGAGCUCCGUCUCCGCCGCUAUGCCCCCCCCGCAUGCCGCCACACACACGCCAGCAGCACAGGCGGACGCUGAUUCAGGGGGGCCAGGUGGAGCGCACCGGAGCGGGGGGCUGGGGGAGCAUGGGCGGGGUAGUGUAAGUGGCGAAUGGUCCCACGGGCAGGCGAGGGGGCACCGCCACAGCAAGUCCCUCCACCAUGUGCCCACCCCCCUGCCCCUGCUGCACGCGCACGCACUGCAGGGCGGGGAGGCAGGUGCAGGGGAGCAUGGGGCACCAGCAACGGGCAGCGAGGAUGCAGGCAGGCAUAGGACGGCGGGGGACAGGGCGGUGGUGGCAUGGGAAUGGGGCGCACCGGAUGCAGUGCGCUGGCUGGACCACCACUCGCGCCCGCCGUCAGCUGCCAGCCAAGACCUCCUCCCCACUCAAAUCACCCGCGCCUCAACCACCUCCCCCGCACCUGGCGCCCCAGCCGUCAAUCCCGAGCCUGUGCCCCGAACCAGCUCCGCGCCUGGAGCAGAAGUGCGGCCCAAACCAGUCAAGCUGCCUGCUUCUGGGCUAGGCUCGGCGGCAAGAGGCGGUCGAGCGCCCCUGGGUGGCGCAGCAAGGAUGUUCCGCAGCGCCAGUGAGGGGGGCGCGGGGCGCAGGCCGGCAGUGGGGGGGGAGGUGGCAGAGGGCGCUGCUGCAGCGGCGCCAGCGAGGCUGUCGCACCUGGGGUCGUUCCGCCAGGGGCUCCGGUGGGGAGGGAGCGAGGCCGGGGGGAAGGCGCCAGGUGGGGCGGACAGAGAAGCAGUGGGUGGUGCUGUGGUGGGUAGUUCGGCAGGGGGGGCAGAUAGGGAUAAAGGAGGAGACGGGAGAGCGAGUGGAGGUGGUGUGAGGGUUGUUUGUCUCACAGGGGACUUGGAUUCUGCUACUGCUCCGUCUCCUGCCACUGCCACUGCCACUGCCACUGCCACUGCCACAGCCACUGCCACGGCCACUGCCACUGCAUCUGCAUUGCGUGCUGGUGCUGCUGUGGCAUCAGCAGGGUCAGUUGCGCAUGGUGGAGAAAGAGGAGCAUCCGCAUCCGCAUCAUCGGCAGCCACAGUUGCAGCGCUGACAUUGGCGGGCGGGAAGGCCAUAGUGCGAGGGUCCAUCAUAUCGCCCAUGAGGCCCCACACCACUGCCACCACCGCACCUGCUGCUGCUGCUGCUGCUGCUGCUGUGGGCUGUGUGAGCAAGGGACGUGAGCCGGAGUGUGCGUCCCCUGCAGCGUCGCCAGGCCAUGCAGCGCCCGACACGCCAAGCUCCGCCUCUCUGCUCUCGCCCGCCUCCUUUGUCGACAGCCCCGGCCCCGCGGCCACCCACCCGGCUGCCGCGUCGGUGCUGUCCCCACAAGCCCCCGCGCACGUGGUCUUCGUACCCCGCCUGCUGCCGCCCAACGCCAAAGCUCCUGCUCUGCGUGGUGGGGGGCAGGAGGACGCAGGUAUGGUGAGGGGUGUGGGUGCUGCUGCUGUGGAUGGUGGUGGCGGCAGAGGGAGCAGCGACGCGCAGAGGCGUUCUGAGGAGCAGCAGCUGGCACGAGGCGAGGAUGAGGUGGCGGACGGAGGGCGUGCACUGCUGGGAGGGAGAGAGCAGGUGGCGCGAGGAGAGCAGCAGGACACGAUGGGGAGUAGGGGGUGGGGGAGUCACGCUGUGGCUGAAGGGGGGGAGGGGGCAGGCAGCAAGGUGAAGCUGGGCGUUGAAGCGGGGCGAGCAGUGGGUGGUGGUGGGGGCAGGGUGGGGCGGCACCGGCGCGUGGAGUCAGACCCGUGUGUGGGCGCUGUGCUGCAACGCAGGGCUGCAGGCAGGUGGGGCCACGGGACCAGUGGGGCUGGCGAGCAGGGCAGAGGGGGCACAGGGGGCAGCGAGGGCAGAGGGGGCAGAGAGUGCAGUGCAGGGGAGGGCCCGGUGAAGGCGAUGGUGCUGGGCGGGAUUGCGGUGUGGCCUGUGGAUGCAGCACGGGCAGGUGGAGGAAAGGUGGGGGCAGCGCGCAGUGGGGAGGAUGAAACGAGGCUGUUGCAGUCGGCAGGAAAUGAGAGGCGUGGGCUGGACGACUUGCAAGGAGGCCGGGGAGAGCAGUCGAGGAGCGAGUGGGAUGUGGAGCGCGGGGAUGGUGUUGAUGCAUGGGUGGGACAUGAGGUGUGGGGGGAUGUGGUUCAGGAAGGGAUGGAGGAGGAGGACGACGACAACGAGGAGGACGACGACAACGAGGAGGACGACGACGACGACGAGGAGGAGGAGGAAGAGGAGGAGGAGCAGAAUGAGGAGGGAGGAGAUGAAGGAAUGAGUGGCAGGGUGAAUGGAGAGAGUGAGGAGGAGGCGCAGGAAGGGGGUGCGGAGGGUGAGGGCAUGGCAGUGCGACGCAGCGGAACAGCAGCAGGGCGAGUCUCCGAUGACACUGAUGAUGACGACCGCAUCCAUGUGAGCAAGCAACAGCAGCAGCAGCAGGAGGAGGAGGAAGUGGAGGAGGAGGAUGACAAGGAGGAACAGGAGGAAGAGGAGGAGGAUGGGGGGGAGGUGGGGGAGGAGGAGGAAGAGGAGGAGCAGCAGGGAGAAGAGGUGCUAAGGCACGCAUGGCAGGAGGGAGAGGAGUGCGACGUGUAUUCUGAGCUGCGUGUCAUAUCGUAACAAGGGAAGGGGACUGUAAGGAAUUU